Dictyostelium discoideum AX4 is the source of this 210-nucleotide messenger RNA. RefSeq lists its product as hypothetical. The transcript is spliced from 2 exons. The coding region runs from base 1 to 210 and encodes 69 amino acids. NCBI's taxonomy places the organism in Eukaryota, Evosea, Eumycetozoa, Dictyosteliales, Dictyosteliaceae. The record is from RefSeq and is a predicted model, not a curated record.
AUGGGAGAAACAACACAACAAAUAGUUGUAAAAGAUAUUGAAAUUGAAGUUGGAAAUAACCAAAAAACUAAUGAGUCCGAAACAACAAUCCAAAAGGAACUCCAACUUAAAAAACAAAGACAAUGGAGAACACUUUUAUGUUUCCUUACUAUUAUUUUGAUUGCUUUAAUUGCAACUUGUGCAGCCACUUUUGUUAAUAAAUUAAAAUAA